Drepanopeziza brunnea f. sp. 'multigermtubi' MB_m1 is the source of this 1737-nucleotide messenger RNA. RefSeq lists its product as uncharacterized. NCBI's taxonomy places the organism in Eukaryota, Fungi, Ascomycota, Leotiomycetes, Helotiales, Drepanopezizaceae. Gene Ontology annotation, molecular function: proteasome binding; cysteine-type deubiquitinase activity; protein binding. The record is from RefSeq and is a predicted model, not a curated record. Gene Ontology annotation, biological process: protein deubiquitination; regulation of proteasomal protein catabolic process; proteasome-mediated ubiquitin-dependent protein catabolic process.
AUGUCUAUCCCAGUCAUCGUCAAGCAUCAGGGCAAGAAGUACGAAGUUGACCUUGACCCUACAUCACUCGGUGAAACGUUCAAGUACCAACUAUUCUCCCUCACUGGUGUUGAACCAGAGCGGCAAAAAAUUCUCGUGAAGGGAGGACAACUCAAGGAUGAUACGGACCUCUCAAAACUCGGCGCGAAGCCGGGCCAGACGUUCAUGAUGAUGGGCACACCCCUUGGUGCAGGUGUUCUCCAGCGACCCAAGGAGGCGAUCAAGUUCGUGGAGGAUAUGACUGAAGCUGAGGCCGCUCAACAAGUUGGUGCCACGCCUGCUGGUCUACAAAAUCUGGGGAACACUUGCUAUAUGAACUCGGCUUUGCAGACGUUGCGAGCGAUUCCCGAGCUGCAACAACAAUUGGCCAGUUAUACCGCUGCUCCCACUCCUGGUAGCGCGGGCCCAUCUGGCUUAGGGGAUCUCGGUAUGUUCGGACUGGGUGGCUUAGGAGCCUCGGCGGAUCUUACAGCAGCUCUUCGGGACCUGUAUACACAGAUGGGAAAAACUCAAGACGGAUUCCCGCCAUUGGCCUUCCUCAACGCCCUACGUACCGCAUUUCCCCGUUUCGCUGAGAAGGCUAAGAAUGGCCAUGGCUUUGCCCAACAAGAUGCUGAAGAAGCUUGGUCGGAGAUAGUUUCGCAACUGCGUCAGAAGCUGAUGAUCAAGGAUGGAUCAAAGGAAACUACAUUUGUCGAUAAGUACAUGGCUGGAAGAUUUUCAUCCAUUACUGAAUGUGAUGAGCAGGCCGCGAAGGAUCUCGGAGAGGAACCGGUGAAUGCUGAAGUCGCAUUUCUGAAGCUCGAUUGCCAUAUCAGUGGAACAACAAACCAUUUGAGAGACGGCAUCUUGGCUGGUCUGGAAGAGAAGCUGGAGAAGAAUUCGGAACUUCUCGGCAGAAAUGCCGUGUAUACCAAAAAGUCCAAGAUCGCGCGUCUGCCAAAGUAUCUGACGGUACAUUUCGUUCGAUUCUUCUGGAAGCGCGAGGCUCAAAAGAAAGCAAAGAUCAUGCGCAAGGUAACCUUCCCGGACGAGCUGGAUGUUGUGGAAUUUUGCACAGAUGAGCUCAAGAAGAUGCUGGUUCCAGUCCGAGACAAGGUCCGUGAGGUACGUAAGGACGAGGAGGAUAUUGAGAGAGCUCGUAAACGCCAAAAGAAGAUACACGAUAAGGCGGUUGCCGACGAGGCUGCAGGCAUCGUUGACUCGGCAUCGGAAUCUAAGAAAGCCGACGAAAAGAAGACGGGAGAUGCCAAGAAGGACAGCAAGGCUGCGUCUGGUGAAGACACUGUCAUGGAAGAUGUCGUCUACAAGACCGACGCCGAAAUCGAUGCCGAGAAAGCUGCCGCUGUCCUCGAGGCCAAAAAGGAGCUCCAUGCUAUGAUCCAUCCUGACCUGCUUGCAGAUGAUGGGUCCAAUACGUCAGGACUCUAUGAGCUUCGUGGAAUAGUCACUCACCAGGGUGCUAGUGCAGACAGUGGUCAUUAUACUGCCUAUGUCAAAAAGCAAGGUCCGCUUGAUCCCAAGACCGGAAAAAGAGGCGAGGAAGAUGGAAAUUGGUGGUGGUUCAACGAUGACAAGGUCUCGGAAGUUGAGGCGGACAAGAUUGUCACCCUCUCUGGUGGCGGAGAGUCUCACUCUGCUUUGAUCUUGCUCUACAAGGCCAUCCCCUUACCAUCAGCCGAGGGCACCGCGGAAUAA